AUGAACCGAUUGCUUUUUCGACGGCAGCCCGUUUCCGUUGCUUCGAGGCGAUUGAAAAAGACAUUGGCAUCGGCGUAAGUCCAUUGUUAGUCAGUAAAUCUAUAGUCGUAAAAAAAGUGAACAAGGGUGACGAAGUGGUAAACAAGUUGUUUUUAGGAAGAAGACAUGCCUCUACGAAUUCCACGCACAGAAUGGAGCCAAGUUUGUUGAGUUUUGUGGAUUCCAGAUGCCAAUCCAAUACACGGAUCUGUCCAUUCCCAAGAGUACCCUCCACACUCGUCAUCAUGCCUCCAUUUUUGAUGUGUCUCACAUGUUACAGACGGAGAUUCAUGGAAAAGACGCGUACGGUAAAAGCGAUUAUAUUGUUUACAGUAUUUGUUGAUUUUAAUUUUUUUGAUAAUUUUAGAAUUGAAUUCUUCGAAUCGCUGACUCCAGCUGAUGUUCAGGGAUUAGCUGAGAAUGCUGGAUGUUUAUCCGUGUUUACCAAUGGGAAUGGUGGCAUUCAAGACGAUUUGGUUGUCUCAAAAACCGACAAAGGAUACCUUUAUGUUGUUUCGAAUGCUGGUUGUAUUGAUAAAGACGUUGCUCAUAUGAAAGUAAGUGUAUAUUUUUUCAAUUUUGUUUAUUUUUUAGAAACACGAAAGUGAAUGGAAGGCCAAAGGAAAGGAUGUCCAAGUCAAAGUGCUCAAUGAUUACGGGUUGAUCGCACUUCAAGGUGGGCGAUGACAGCUAAAGGGCUUUUUUGAAGAACAUAUGAUCUCUUAGUGUAAUAUAAUUUGUUUAGGUCCUGAGGCACUACUUCUUUUGGAGACCGAGACUGACAUCGAUCUGACCAAGUUGUAUUUCAUGCACACUGCAGUGGGUACAGUAGCUGGAGUGUCUGAUUGCCGAGUUACGAGAUGUGGAUAUACUGGAGAAGAUGGGUUUGAGAUUAAAUUCCCAAUUUCCUCAGGAGAUACAGUACCGAAGAAGUUGAUGGAAAGUAAAAGAAUCAGCACGAGAUUGGCGGGAUUGGGUGCCAGAAAUGUGUUGAGAUUGGAAGCUGGUCUCUGUCUUUAUGGAGAUGAUAUUACGGAGACUACGACUCCUAUCGAGGCUGGUCUCAACUUUGUGGUAGCCAAGAGAAGACGUCAAACCUUGGGAUUCCCUGGAGCUGAAGUUAUUGUGAAGCAAAUUGAGGAUAAGAAGGUUGCAAAGAAAAGAGUGGGACUCAUUUCUGAUGGUGGAAGAUCCCCCCGAGGCAGUCUUCCCCUGAUUGAUCCCAUUGACAAGGCUUCAGUUGGGUUUGUUACUUCGGGUUCUCCUUCUCCCACUCUGAAUAAGAACAUUGCCAUGGGUUAUGUGGACUUCCAGGAUGCCAAGAUAGGAAAAAAAAUCCUGGUCGACUUUGGCUCCAAACAAUCGGAGGUUACUGUAACGAAGAUGCCUUUUCACCCCACCAAUUACUACGUAAAACCCAAGAAUUAA
Bursaphelenchus xylophilus (pine wood nematode) is the source of this 1467-nucleotide messenger RNA. NCBI's taxonomy places the organism in Eukaryota, Metazoa, Nematoda, Chromadorea, Rhabditida, Aphelenchoididae. The record is from the annotation of a GenBank genome assembly.